UUGUCGGCCCACAGCAUUCGGCCCGUUACACCCCCACUCAAAAUUUCCAACCAACCUCGAGAGCUCUGCAAAUAAUCAAAGAAAGGUCAAAAAACAAUACCCACCGAUCAUAUUGCUGCUUUCCAGUGGGCCCUAAAGUUCUGUUGCAAUAGCUAGUAAGUUGCCCACGUGGGUGAAUGUUGGGUAACGUUUAUUCUGGAAAGGCCAAAAAGAGCAAAGAAAUUAAUUUACUUCCGAGUGCUCACACUUCAGACUUCGCUCGCUCUCUCGCCCCCUCCCGUGCUCUUCGAUAUCGGAGCAGUCGCAAUGCCGGCGAACCACCGCAUGCAACUGCUGCUGUCGCUUCUACUACUGGCCAUCUCGCCACCCUCAUGGUGGCAGAGAAGGAGCACCUGGUGGGGCGCCUUGGCUGUGGGCGUGAACUGGGGAACCUCCUCGUCCCAUACCCUGCCCCCGUCAGUAGUAGUGACGGAGCUCCUCAAGGCAAACGGCGUCGCCCGAGUGAAGCUCUUCGACGCCGACCCCUCCGCGCUGGCCAGCCUCGUUGGCUCCGGAAUAGGCGUCUCCAUCGGCGUGCCAAACGAGAUGCUCCGCGCACUCAGCUCCUCCAAGUCCGCCGCCGCAAGUUGGGUCCACGAUAACGUUAUGCGCUACUUGCCAACCGCUGGAGGCGCAGUUCGAAUCGAAUUUGUUGCUAUUGGUGAUGAGCCAUUUCUCCUCAGUUAUGGGCAAGAAUUCCAGCCGUUUGUAGUUGGUGCUGCAACUAAUGUUCAGCGGUCAUUGGCUGCCAUGGAUUUAGCAAACAAGAUAAAAGUCAUUGUUCCAUGCAGUUCUGAUAUCUACCAGUCUGAAUCUAACCUGCCGUCAAAGAAUCACUUCAGGCCUGAUCUCAACAAGACUAUGAUUGAGCUCCUCUCUUUCCUCCACGAGUAUGGUUCACCCUUUGUGAUUAACAUGAAUCCUUUCGCAAGCCUUCAACAGAAUAAGAACCUUUCUCUUGGUCAUUUUCUCUUUCAAACAAAUUCGCACCCGUUAACUGAUGGAGCUAACAAGUACAAAAACUACUUUGAUAUGAGCAUAGACAGUUUGGUUUCGGCUUUAUCAAAAGUUGGUUAUGGUGAAAUGGAUAUAAUUGUGGGGAAGAUAGGAUGGCCCACAGAUGGGGCAAUGAAUGCCACACCUGCAAUUGCCCAGAGGUUCAUGCAAGGGCUUAUGACCCACUUGCAGAGCAAAGCUGGUACUCCGCUCAGACCAAAAAGACCACCAAGGGAAACUUAUGCCUUUAGUCUACUAGAUGAAGAUCGAAGGAGCAUCAAAUCUGGAAAUUAUGAAAGACAUUGGGGCAUCUUCACAUUUGAUGGCCAGGCAAAAUAUACAGUGGACCUCGGUCAAGGCUCGAAAGCACUUGUAAAUGCUCAUGAUGUUGAAUAUCUUGCUCAGAAGUGGUGUAUAGUGAAUAACAACAAGGACACGUCAAAUAUUUCUGGCAGUGUGUCACAAGCUUGUUCUAAUGCUGAUUGCUCUGCUUUGUCUGCUGGAGGCUCGUGCUCUGGAAUUGGUUGGCCUGGGAAUGCCUCAUAUGCUUUCAACAGCUUCUUUCAGCUUCAUGACCAGAGUGCAGAUAGUUGUGAUUUUGGUGGUUUGGGGUUAAUAACUACUGUGGACCCGUCGAUAGAUGAUUGCCUAUAUACUGUUGCAGUCCGCACUUCUCAUUCUAUUUCUACGUCUAUUCACAGAGGAGUUGAAUGGUCGAUUUGGAUUCAUGGACGAACCCUUGUUUCCUUUUUCUUAUUAGUUUGGCUUUGAUGUGCUCAGGAGCUAACUUCCACGGGAUCACACUUUCAAUCCUUUCAACCUAGACCAUUCAAAUUUGUUUUAUGACAAGCUGAUGACACCUAGAUUUCUGGUUCGAUUGGUGUCGCUUGCUUGUCCUGCAAAAUUUGAAGUUAACUAGGUGUCUCGAGCAGCAGUUUUAUUACAAAGGUAGCUUGCCAAUCAGGUUAUUUGGCAGUAAGAAACUUUGGAUCAUACAAGUCAAUUUUCUCCUGCUAAUAUGCCCUUCGCAUGGUGGUGGCAUCUUGAACUCAGUCAAAAAUGCCUAUUCUAUCAUCAUUUUAUUUAUCAAAACGUUUUGUGAUUUUAACUUUUAGUUUGUCGAUAAAGUUUUAUAUGCAUCUUUCCCUUCCAGUAUUUGAAAGUGUUCUCCACUUUCUUCAAUUUGGUUUGGGGUUGUUCCCAUCAAAGCUAGAUUAUGUUAUUUAAUAUGAUGCUCCACUUAUUCUCAGCUGUGAUUCCUUGGAAAUUUCCAGUUGUGGCUCC
Zingiber officinale is the source of this 2319-nucleotide messenger RNA. Its product is annotated as glucan endo-1,3-beta-glucosidase 9-like. Gene Ontology annotation, biological process: carbohydrate metabolic process. Gene Ontology annotation, molecular function: hydrolase activity, hydrolyzing O-glycosyl compounds. Gene Ontology annotation, cellular component: plasma membrane. The transcript is spliced from 2 exons. The record is from RefSeq and is a predicted model, not a curated record. The coding region runs from base 307 to 1806 and encodes 499 amino acids. Lineage: Eukaryota; Viridiplantae; Streptophyta; Magnoliopsida; Zingiberales; Zingiberaceae.